AUCAUAUCCGAUCGAGAUAGAGAGAAUGGCUCAUGAGGUUUGCCAGAAGUUGGUAUCUCAGAUUUGCAUAAAAUCUGAUGGAGAUGUGUUCCACCAACUAUUCAGACAAAAACCACAUAAGAUAUCAGGCAUGUGUCCCGACAAGGUCAAAGCAUGUGAACUCCAUCAAGGCCAAUGGGGCACCGUUGGAUCCGUCAUCUGCUGGAGCUACUUCCAUGAUGGGAAAGAGAGGGUGGCGAAGGAGAUAAUCGAAGCAAUAGAUGAAGAGAACAAGUCUGUGACGUUCAAUGUGAUAGAAGGAGACUUGAUGGAGCAGUUCAAGGUGAUGAAACUGAUAGUCCACGUCGACACCAAAGGGGAAGACAACCUCGUGACGUGGACUCUUCAGUACCAGAAGCUCAACAAGGAUGUUGCUGAUCCUCACUCACUCAUGGACUUCUGCCUUCACGUCACCAAAGAUAUCGAGACUCACCAUAUCACCCCUGCUUGAUUAAAACCCACUACUAUCAUUUUCGAUUUAACUAUCUAUGUGUGCCUGCUCAUAUAAUUAUUAACUAUCAUCAACUAUCUAUGUGUAUCCUGCUCAUCUGCUCAUAUAUGAAUAAACUAUCAUGUUGUGUGCAA
This is a messenger RNA of Salvia splendens (bonfire salvia), 624 nucleotides long. Its product is annotated as kirola. The transcript is spliced from 2 exons. NCBI's taxonomy places the organism in Eukaryota, Viridiplantae, Streptophyta, Magnoliopsida, Lamiales, Lamiaceae. The record is from RefSeq and is a predicted model, not a curated record. Bases 26 to 490 code for a protein of 154 amino acids. Gene Ontology annotation, biological process: defense response.